This is a messenger RNA of Thalassophryne amazonica, 2805 nucleotides long. It is a transcript of the gene bmpr1bb, whose product is annotated as bone morphogenetic protein receptor, type IBb. Gene Ontology annotation, biological process: BMP signaling pathway; cellular response to growth factor stimulus; protein phosphorylation. NCBI's taxonomy places the organism in Eukaryota, Metazoa, Chordata, Actinopteri, Batrachoidiformes, Batrachoididae. Gene Ontology annotation, molecular function: ATP binding; transforming growth factor beta receptor activity, type I; SMAD binding. Gene Ontology annotation, cellular component: signaling receptor complex; plasma membrane. The record is from RefSeq and is a predicted model, not a curated record. The coding region runs from base 385 to 1989 and encodes 534 amino acids. The transcript is spliced from 13 exons.
UUUACAGUGAUUGGAGUGCCAGUUGUGCCACCAGCCGCUGUUGGGAGAUGAAGUUAACGUGCCUGUUUUGAUGGUGGGAAGAACCCCGCAGAGACACGAAAAGCCUUUGGGCCGGCACAGUGACAGGAUGCCCUCAGAUGUCCUGCAUUUGGAUGGCUGUCAGUGUGGAGUAGCGCCGGAGGCUGAGGGGUGGCUGUAUGCUGUGGGAAGUUGCUGAGAGUGCAGCGAUCAGGCGCACGGGGGACGGGCAGUCACUCAGACACAGAAAGACAGCUGGUACUGCUCCACAAGGGAUAUAACACGCGACCUCACAACUUUGCCCCUUGGACGGGCGUGCUCAUUGGGGAUUUGAAGGAGGUGGGCAGCUGGACUGGAGCUGGCGUGAUGGUGAGGCGGCUGCCUCAGGAGUGGGCCUGGCGGUGUGUUCUCUUUUUGGCCGGGCUGGCAUCGCUGGGCCGUGGCGCUGAUGCUAACGUGUUGGACGGCAUGCUGCUGAAGGGAGCGUCGGAGCGACGGGCAGCAGAGAGCGGCAGCACGGCUCCAGCUUUAGCUCACAACACUCUUUGGUGUCACUGCUACCACCACUGUCCCGAAGACUCCAUCAACAACACGUGCAUGACCAAUGGUUAUUGCUUCACCAUGGUGGAGGAGGAAGAGGGCGGCUUGGCUGUGAUCACUGCAGGCUGUUUGGGUCUGGCUGGCUCGGAGUUUCAGUGCCGAGACACGGGAAACGCGCGUCGGAGGAGAGCCCUCGAAUGUUGCACAAAUCAGAAUUACUGCAACAGAGACCUGCAUCCGACUCUGCCGCCCCUCAGGAUGCCUGACUAUGUGGACAGCAGUAUCCAGUACAGAGCUCUUGUUGGUGCUGUCACAGGCUGCAGUGUCAUCCUCGUUCUCGUCGUUGCCUUUUGCUACUUUAGGCAUAAGCGCCAGGACUCGCAGCCCCGCUACAGUAUUGAUCUGGAGCAGGAUGAGACCUACAUCCCCCCAGGAGAGUCUCUGAAGGACCUGAUUGAGCAUUCCCACAGCGUGGGCUCUGGCUCUGGGUCAGGGCUCCCUCUACUGGUGCAGCGCACUAUCGCCAAACAGAUUCAGAUGGUUAAACAGAUCGGAAAAGGCCGUUAUGGAGAAGUGUGGAUGGGAAAGUGGAGAGAAGAGCGAGUUGCCGUCAAGGUCUUCUUCACCACCGAGGAAGAGAGCUGGUUCAGAGAGACCGAAAUCUACCAAACCUUCCUCAUGAGGCACGACAACAUCCUGGGAUUCAUUGCCGCUGACAUCAAAGGAACAGGCUCGUGGACUCAGCUCUACCUGAUCACUGACUACCACGAGAACGGAUCGUUGUACGACUUCCUCAAGUCCAACACGUUAGACGUCAGGUCUCUGCUCAGGCUGGCCUACUCCUCCAUAUCAGGGCUGUGUCACCUUCACACCGAGAUCUACGGCACUCAGGGCAAACCUGCCAUCGCUCACAGAGACCUGAAGAGUAAGAACAUCCUGGUCAAGAAGAAUGGAUCAUGCUGCGUAGCAGACCUUGGGCUAGCUGUCAAGUUUAACAGUGAUACCAACGAGGGUGACGUCCCUUCUAAUUUACGCGUUGGCACCAAACGCUACAUGCCACCUGAAGUGUUGGACGAGACCCUGAACAGGAGCUACUUCCAGUCGUUCAUAAUGGCCGAUAUGUACAGCUUUGGUCUCAUCCUGUGGGAAAUCACCCGACGUUGUAUCUCUGGAGGGAUCGUGGAGGAGUACCAGUUGCCCUAUCACGACCUCGUGCCCACUGACCCCUCCUACGAGGACAUGAGAGAGGUCGUGUGCAUCAAGAAACAGAGGCCAACAUUUGCGAACCGCUGGAGCAACGAUGAGUGUCUCAGACAGAUUGGGAAGCUGAUGUCGGAGUGCUGGGCGCACAACCCGGCGUCUCGCCUCACGGCCCUGAGGGUGAAGAAGACCCUGGCAAAGAUGUUAGAGUCCCAAGACAUCAAACUGUGACAAAGACUCGAGAGCGGCUCGUCUGUGCCGCUGGCGCCACUCGCACGGCCAACAGCAGGAAGGUAGCACGCGCGAGACGGUGAGAAACAGCGAAGGCCGUGGACCGGACGCAGAUCUGCACUCCCGUUGCCUACAAGCAGGCAACAUGUUCUGUCUGUGCUUUCUGUGAAAGCUGAGCGGUUGACACGUCCAAGCUGUCCAGGGAGGCAGGCGCACAGCGACCCCUGCAGGAGGAGUAAACCCCCCCUCGUGAUGAGUUUCAGACGGGACGGUCCUCCUCUGUCUUCCAUCGCCAUCCAGCAGUACUCUCCGUGCAGCCUUUUGUGCUGCCACAGACUGUUUAUUUAAGAAACACUUUCAGAUGCAUUUGUGGUCAAACUCCACUGAACAUCAUCGUACAAAGAUGGUUUCCAGUGAUCAGACAUGAGUAAGAAUGAAGAAACUGGAUGUCCACUCCUGACACAAAUCAAUGACAUUAUUUCCUGUUGUAUCAAAAAUACACAUUUUAACCAAGAAGAGAUUUUUAUCCAGUUUUGUCACAAGCUCCACCCACAAAGAUUUUUACACUGGUUCUAACAGUUGGGAUUUUGGUGUAAAAUUAUUCCCAACACAAAACAAUUCCCCUUCUGUGUUACAUCAUUUCUUCAAGAUCAAAGGUCAAAAGAGACAUUUUCAGGAAAAACGUUCAGUUGUGUCCCUCAUUCAUUUAAGUUCAACACCUGUUCUUUAGCGUAGCGAGAUACAGCAAGAGUCCAUUUAGUCAAGAUAGUUUUGAGUCACUGUCAUGAAAAAUAAUUAGUUGGAGCAAAUAAAAAC